AUGAGCGCGUCAGUUCCUCCUGGCGUCGUCUGCGAAGGCAGCCACACCGAAAAACAUAGUGGUGGCGCAGUUGACGGGUGGUUGGCUUUCGAGAAAGUCAAGCUCUACACGAAUGCGUUCAUUGUAGAAGAAGGCAGGAUCCUCCUUGGCUAUAAGAAACGUGGUUUCGGAAAGGAUCUAUAUAAUGGCUUCGGUGGAAAAGUCGAGCCGCAAGAGACUCCGCUAGAAGCUGCGGUACGAGAAAUGCAGGAAGAAGCGGGAAUCACUGCCCCGCUGAAGAAGUGCGGGACACUGUUCUUCGUCUGCGAAGACAUAGACCAUGCCUUUCACAUCGACAUUUUUGUUGCCGACGAAUACACCGGUGCCAUUAUAGAGACGGACGAGAUGCGUCCUGGAUGGUUCUCCACAUCGCAGGGCGCACCCAGCUCAGAACUCCCGCCGAUUCCGUACAGCCGGAUGUGGGCAGACGACGUGUUCUGGAUGCCUAUGCUCCUCGCGGGAAAACCUUUCAUUGGGCGUGCUGACUUUGUGCAGGACGGAACAAUGCAGAAGUGGUGGUUCGCGGAGGUAUAACAGUACUAGAGAUCUAGUGUGAACCGCUGUAUUUUAGAUUACACCCUUGAAUAGCCUUACAUGCUCCUUGGCGCGCACAUCUGUAUAGAUUUCAUUGCGCGAGACACUGUUAUUCAUUAGUGGAUGUCCUUGUGCGCGU
This is a messenger RNA of Phanerochaete carnosa HHB-10118-sp, 712 nucleotides long. RefSeq lists its product as uncharacterized. The coding region runs from base 1 to 573 and encodes 190 amino acids. Gene Ontology annotation, molecular function: 8-oxo-7,8-dihydroguanosine triphosphate pyrophosphatase activity. The transcript has 5 exons. Lineage: Eukaryota; Fungi; Basidiomycota; Agaricomycetes; Polyporales; Phanerochaetaceae. The record is from RefSeq and is a predicted model, not a curated record. Gene Ontology annotation, biological process: DNA protection.